Molecule: messenger RNA, 689 nt
Organism: Loa loa (African eye worm)
Lineage: Eukaryota; Metazoa; Nematoda; Chromadorea; Rhabditida; Onchocercidae
Exons: 2
Source: RefSeq, a predicted model, not a curated record
GGUUGCUGUUUGUUAUUGUUAUCGUUUGUUUGUUGUUGUUUAUUUCUUGCAGUUAUUAUUUGUUAUUGUUGUCGUUUGUUGUUGUUGUUGUUGUUUAUUUUUUACGGUUAUUAUUUGUUAUUGUUGCCGUUUGUUGUUGUUGUUGUUGUUUAUUUUUUACGGUUAUUAUUUGCUAUUGUUGUCGUUUGUUUGUUGUUAGCUGUUGUUUGCUGUUGUUUGUUGUUGUUCUUUGUUGUUGCCGUUUGUUGUUUGUAUUUGCUAUUUUUGUUUGUUUAUUUGUUUUUUUACUGUUAUUGUUGUUAUCAUCUAUUGUUUAUUUUUUUGCAGUUAUCAUUUGUUGUUGUUGUUGUUUCUUGUUAUUUGUUGCUGUUUACUUGUUGUUUGUAGUUGUUUGUUGUUGCCGUUUGUUGUUAUCGUUUGUACUGUUGUUGUUAUCGUUAUUUGUUGUUGUCGUUAUUGUUAUUUGUUAUUGCCAUUUGUUGUUAUCGUUUGUAGUUUUUGCUUGUUGUUUUUGCUGUUGUUAUUGUCGUUGUUGUUGUCAUUGUUUUUGCUGUUGUUGUUGUUCAUUUUGUUGUUUGUUAUUUUUCUUAUUAAUAAAAUAAUUCUUCUGACUUCCUUUUUUUUUCUUUUUUCUUUGCAUUUUUAUCAAUUUUUCCUCUUUUUUUUUUCUUUAAAAUCGUCUCUAUUUU